AUGCUAGAGGAUGAUCUGAACGCACGGUUCUUACCUCCACUGGCUCCACUAUCUUUUGACUUCUUUUUUGGCCUGCAAGGCUUGGCUUACCGACCGUGCAACCCAUUGUCAAGCGGUGGUUUCCCACUUGAUCAAAACUGCGCCAGACCACGCCGGACAACUCUCUCAUCGUCCGACGCAACCCUUCCUCUACUUUCAAAACCCGUUUCAUCUGCAACCGAAAAACUGGAGCUGCCAUCGAUUUCGCAGGUCCAUACCCGCGGUCCUGCUGACAUCCCCUGGUACAAUCAUCACGCGGCGGAAAGACCGUUAUUGUCCGGCGACAAACUCCCCGCUCUCAGCCUGCCGACAGCCACCCAGGGCCUCUCCCGACCCGCCUAUCACGAUCCAUCCGUGACCAGUUCCACUCGCACAAGUCUGUCUGGUGUUUCCGUCCCGAACGAGCCCAGGAGCCCGCCUGCGGACCUAUCUGGGACCCAGGGCCGGCUUUCGCUAGACUCUUCUGAAUACAGUAUCCCCCCCUCGGUCAACGACGGGUACUAUCCUAGCCCGACCUCUCUCGGCAGCAUGAACCAAGCCCCCUACAUGGACGUCCAUUCUUCACACAUGUCUUCUGCUCAGUCAUACGCUCCCCAGGGCGCUACCGCAGGCGCAAUGUCCCAUUACUCGUACCACCCACAACCCCCAGUGAUGCAGCCUGCAUCUUCUUAUCCACCGGCGGGGUAUCCUCAGUAUGGAUACAAUGGCGUGACUUCCCCGGCCACCGGACAUCCUCCCAGCACCAUGGGCGGCCAGAUGCCCGCGCAACUGCUACCUUUGCCUGGUAAGCUUCACAGCCAAAACGUUGAUGAUUAUUCUGAUCGUUAUCAAGUGAACAAUCACGGCGUGGCUCCUACAGGCUAUGGAAACACAACUGGAGCUCCUCUCCAAGGCUAUGUUUUCGAUCCGACAGGUCAAGUGGCCCCCCCUGGGGCAAAGCCUCGAGUGACAGCUACCUUGUGGGAAGAUGAGGGCAGUCUCUGCUACCAGGUGGAGGCCAAAGGAGUCUGUGUGGCGCGACGAGAGGAUAACCACAUGAUCAAUGGCACCAAGCUAUUGAACGUUGCUGGUAUGACCCGUGGGCGACGUGAUGGCAUCUUGAAGAGCGAGAAACUUCGCCACGUUGUGAAGAUUGGUCCAAUGCACCUGAAGGGUGUCUGGAUCCCGUUCGAGCGCGCUAUGGAAUUUGCGAACAAGGAGAAGAUUACUGAUCUUCUUUACCCGCUCUUUGUGCACAACAUUGGUGGUCUCCUCUACCACCCGGCCAACCAGACCCGGACAAACCAGGUCGUGCAAGAGUCUCAGCACCGACGCCUAGAGGGACCUCCCCUUGGCCCGCAGCGCACACCCUCAGGACCGCAGCAACCGCCAGGUCUGCACCACCACCAUUCUCUCCAGACCCCGAUGUCCUCGCACAUGUCUCAAGGCCCAAUGAGCGGCCCCCCAGGUUCUCGACCAGGUCUGGAGCGUGCUAACACCUUCCCCACCCCACCUGCCAGCGCAUCCAGUAUAAUGGGUGUGCCCAACCAAGGCAACUCAUACGAAUGGGGAGGACAAGUGCCUCAAACGCAGCCGUUGUCCAUUGACACCACGUUGAGCAAUCAGCGGUCGAUGCCCACAACGCCAGCAACAACCCCUCCAGGUGGUAACAUGUCAGGUCUCCCCUCCUACCAAAACCAAGGUUACGACAAUGGCAAGCCCUACUACUCUGCUGCCCCGCAAUCCCACCCCCAAUACGCCCCUCACACCCCCCUGACCCAAUCCGGCAUGUCCAGCUACGGCCAGUCCCUGCCGGCGGGGUACAUGAAAAAUGAAAUGGCACCGCCCAACCCACGCACAGGUGCAUCAGAGCCCGAAUCUGCAGAGCGCCCUCAAGACCGCUACUCAAACGAGGAACACGACCAGGAGUACAUCCAAGACCAGGGCUACAACUCAAACCGUAACUCUUACACGUACACCACCAACCCCUCCGUCUCCAACCUGACAGAGCACGCCCAACUCACUCCAGAGAUGACCAGCUCUCCCUCCCAACAGAACGGCUCCGGUCGCAUGACCCCGCGCACCUCUGGCCCAGCCCCCCACUGGGCCUCCGGCUACAAUACUCCUCCCCGUCCUGCUGCGGCCACAACCCUCUACAACGCGGUCAGUGACACCCGGGGCACACCCGCCAACGGCACCACAGACCCAUACAUGGCCUCAACCUCGACACCCGUCUACGCUGCCAACAACUCCCUCAGCGCAGGCAGCAAGCGCAUGCGCGACGACGAGGAGUCCAUCCGCCCCGAGACCGCAACCGAGUAUGAAACCUCCAAGCGCCGGAAGACAAUCACAGACGCCACACUUGGCGGACCAGUCGGUGGACCCCCCAUCCUGCAACCCAUGAAGCCAAGCAGCAUGAUGGCCCGACACCGCUGA
This is a messenger RNA of Penicillium salamii, 2454 nucleotides long. NCBI's taxonomy places the organism in Eukaryota, Fungi, Ascomycota, Eurotiomycetes, Eurotiales, Aspergillaceae. The record is from the annotation of a GenBank genome assembly.